This is a messenger RNA of Austrofundulus limnaeus, 2376 nucleotides long. RefSeq names its product WD repeat domain 45B (gene wdr45b). The coding region runs from base 167 to 1201 and encodes 344 amino acids. Lineage: Eukaryota; Metazoa; Chordata; Actinopteri; Cyprinodontiformes; Rivulidae. The record is from RefSeq and is a predicted model, not a curated record. Gene Ontology annotation, molecular function: protein binding. The transcript is spliced from 10 exons.
GGUGUUUUCUUCAGGGACACCUCAAUGCCUCCGAGUCGUUCCUGAUCCUGUGGAGUCCAGUGAGUCCUUCAUCUCCAGUUGUUUCCUUAUAUUUAAAGACAACGGACUGGUUGAAAUGGUAGCUGCUGGGUUCCUUUAGGUCCCUGUCAGUCGUUCUGUUCCAAUAAUGAAUUUACUGCCGUCUAAUCCUCACGGGAAUGGCCUUCUGUAUGCUGGAUUCAACCAGGACCAUGGAUGCUUUGCUUGUGGGAUGGAGAAUGGGUUUCGUGUUUACAACACAGAUCCUCUCAAAGAAAAAGAGAAGCAAGAGUUCUUGGAGGGCGGGGUCGGCCACGUGGAGAUGCUCUUCAGGUGCAACUAUCUGGCGUUGGUGGGAGGAGGAAAGAAACCUAAGUAUCCAACUAACAAAGUGAUGAUCUGGGACGAUUUGAAGAAGAAAACAGUCAUUGAGAUUGAGUUCUCUACUGAAGUCAAAGCAGUGAAGCUUCGGCGGGACAGGAUUGUGGUUGUCCUGGACUCAAUGAUUAAAGUGUUCACCUUUACUCACAAUCCCCAUCAGCUGCAUGUGUUUGAGACCUCCUAUAACCCCAAAGGUCUGUGUGUCCUGUGUCCCAACAGCAACAACUCUCUGCUGGCAUUCCCAGGAACUCAUUCCGGCCAUGUGCAGAUUGUAGACCUGGCCAACACAGAGAAACCUCCCGUUGACAUCCCUGCCCAUGAGGGGUCCCUGUGCUGCAUUGCACUCAACCUGCAGGGCACGAGAAUAGCCACGUCAUCAGAAAAAGGAACGCUGAUCCGAAUUUUCGAUACCUCUGCAGGCCAGCUCAUCCAGGAGCUGAGGCGAGGCUCACAGGCAGCCAACAUCUACUGCAUCAACUUCAAUCAGGAUGCAUCACUCAUCUGCGUGUCCAGCGACCACGGCACUGUCCACAUCUUUGCUGCAGAGGACCCCAAAAGAAACAAGCAGUCAAGUUUGGCAUCAGCCAGCUUUCUUCCUAAAUACUUUAGUUCGAAGUGGAGCUUCUCCAAGUUCCAGGUCCCAUCAGGCUCUCCCUGUGUGUGUGCCUUCGGAACAGAACCAAAUGCUGUUAUAGCCAUCUGUGCAGACGGCAGCUACUACAAGUUCCUGUUCAACCAAAAGGGGGAGUGUUCCAGAGACGUGUAUGCCCAGUUCCUGGAGAUGACGGAUGAUAAAAUAUGAACCCUGACCUUGCUGUCGAGUAUCGUUUGGUUUUCUGAUUAUUUGUUUUUUUAAGUUUUCCAGGGGGAGGAUACAAGCUGUACCUCCUACUUUUAUAGACUCUAUGACAAAGAGCUUCAGGUGAAGGGAGGACAAACAGAAGCACAAACCUCGGAAGGAAAACUCAACCUAUUGUUGGGCGUGUGACUCGGGACAGACGUGCUGCUUUUCUCCCAGACCAAAUCAGAGAGAAUCAGGAAAUAUUUGUCUUUUGUUUUUUGGAAACUAAAACUUGCAGCUUUUUACAAAGUCUUCCGAGGAGUUUACAGAAUAUUUUUAAUCACAAAAAUGAUUCUGAUGAAAAUAUAAAGAUUACUGUCAACCAACACCACCUACUCAAACUAUAGGUGUGCCUCUGAAAGCGUCUGUUCAUAUUAUUGUCACAUGUACACUCUUGUGCUCGGGUAUUUACCAACCCGUGUACUUGGGUAUUCACCAACCCGUGUGCUCGGGUAUUUACCAACCCGUGUACUCGGGUAUUCACCAACCCGUGUGCUCGGGUAUUCACCAACCCGUGUGCUCGGCUAUUCACCAAUGUGAGGUGUUUGCAAAACGGAAUCAGACUGAAUCCAAAGUAACGUCCGAAGCAGAUGUUGAUCCUGUGUUGUGAAGUAAUAAGUUUUCUUAGUUUCUGUAGAUACACACCCGACACACAACUGUACAUAAUACUAAAAUAAUGUGUAUUUUUGUUUUACUUCUCUUAUGUGCAAUAUUUUUUUGUAAUUUUUUGUUUGUUUAAAGCUUGUGGAGGUUUCUGAAAGUGAUCAAAAGUUGAAUUUGAUUUUUUUUUCUUCUUUUUUUUGGCGGCAAGGUUCAAACCUCCCUCAUGUAUUUACAGUAACUAACAUAUUCUCAGGCUGCCAAAUAACAAAAAAUAAAUAAAUAAAUCUGCUUCCCAGCACUUCUAAAUUCACUAACAAAAACUUGGAUGUGGUUGGUUUUCAUGGUUCCAUAAAACAGGACUAGAAAAAUAAUGUUUAGUUUUCUCAGAUUUUUUCAGUUUUUGUUUUCCUUAAAUCGGACCUUUUUUGAUUUCUUUCUGAAAACUAACUUUUUUUUCUAAUUUCAAGUACUUUGAAAGCUUGAUGCUAUUCAUAAGAAGCAUUUACUGUAAUAAAAAAUAAUCUAAAACAUCA